UCAAGUCAAUCAUAUAUAUUGAAAUAUGUAUUUUCUUGUGAGAAUAAUAUUCAUUUUUUUACUUAUAAUAAAUAUUAUUAAAAAUAGUCAUUUAUCUACUAGUGAAAAAAAUAAUAUCAAUGUAACAUUAAAGGAUUAUGAAAAUUUUACUUUUACCAUUGCAAAUAAAUCAAAUGAUCAAUCAUCAGAAAUAAUAAACAAUGAAAAUAUCAUUGUCGAUUGUUUUGGUUUUGGAAAAAUAUUUGCUAAAACUAUUGAAUGGUUUUUUAAAAAACAAGAAACUCCAUUGUUUACAAGAUUUUUUAUUCGUUCACGUAGAAAAUCUCAUAGAGAUAAAGUAUUAAUUGGUGAUCAAUUUGGAUUGGAAUGGACUGAUUUUGAUAUUAGACGUAAAACAAUUGUUAUUGUUCAUGGAUUUUUAUCAAAUGGCGAUGAAGAUUGGAUUAAAGAAAUGGAAGAGGCUUUUCUUUUAUGGGAUGAUGUAAAUGUUGUUUCUGUUGAUUGGAGUGAAGGAAGUAAUACUUGGAAUUACUAUAAAGCGGCUAUUAAUACAAAACUCGUUGGAAAUUGUAUAGGAAAGUUUUUUGAUCACUUAGCAAAUUCAACAAUAAAUUCUCAAGGACCACCUGAAAAUGAAUGGGGUGCAAUUCAUUUUAUUGGCCAUAGUCUUGGGGCACAUAUCUGCAGUUUUGCAGCGAAUUUAAUAAGAAAAUCACCAAUAAAAUGGAAAAUUAAUAGGAUAACUGGAUUGGAUCCUGCACAACCAUGUUUUAAAAAUACAGAUCUAGAUUUAUAUUUAGAUAAAAGUGAUGCUCCAUUUGUUGAUGUUAUUCAUACAAAUGGACGUUUUUUAACAAGUCUUGGACUUGGUAUACCAAAACCAAUUGGACACGUUGAUUUCUAUCCUAAUGGUGGUAAAAUACAACCAGGAUGUGUAAUUUCGAAAUCAUAUUACACAAUUAAACUUCCACAAAAUGUAAUUAAUCAAGCAAUAUGUAGUCAUGGAAGAUCCUAUUCUUAUUUCACUGAUUCAAUAAUAUCGUCAGUUAAAAAUAAUUGUACUUAUUGGAGUCAUCAGUGGGAUUUGACUUAUAGAAAUGCCCUUAAAAUAAUUGAGGAAAAUUGUAAUUCUACUAAUUGUUCAGAAAUGGGAAUUAAUUCAGAGCAUUAUACACAAAGAGGAACAUUUUUUAGUCUUACUUCAGGAACAACACCUUUUUGUAGUAUUCAAGAAUCUGAUAAGAAAACUGUUUUGGACCUCAUGUAUGAAGAUAUGAAAGAUGAAGCCCUCGAUUAAAAAAUUGAAUUUACAAUAAUAUAAUAUUAUUAUUUAAAAAAAUCUAUUUUUGAAAAAUUGUAUUUUUUUAAAAUUCUACUGAAAAAAAGAAUUUUAGGGCAAUUCUAAUUUUUUUUUUUUUUUUUGCAAA
Messenger RNA from Leptopilina boulardi, 1427 nucleotides. RefSeq names its product pancreatic triacylglycerol lipase-like. NCBI's taxonomy places the organism in Eukaryota, Metazoa, Arthropoda, Insecta, Hymenoptera, Figitidae. The record is from RefSeq and is a predicted model, not a curated record. The transcript is spliced from 6 exons. Gene Ontology annotation, biological process: lipid metabolic process. The coding region runs from base 26 to 1297 and encodes 423 amino acids. Gene Ontology annotation, molecular function: lipase activity.